UGGCUGAAAAAGACUCAGAGACAUUAAAUGGUAAUGUUUGGUUAUCAGAAGGAGCAUAUUAUAAGGAUUUUGAUGACAGUUAAAAGUUUUAAAUAAUGAAUAUAUUAUAUAACUGACAUCGUGUCAGCAAGAGAUUUUCUAGUACUAACAUAUACAAGUACUAGCCACAAAUCUAAUUAACCAAGUUGAACUUCUUUGAUUGACUUUUUUUGACCAGACAAUUUAUCAACAGUUUACUAUGCUAUUUGAUGACAAUGAAAAUUACUUUCACUUUCAUUUCAUAUUUGUCUUUGGUUCCAAUUUAACGUGCAUGUUCCUUUUUGAGGGUUGUCACAUGAACCUGAGGUUUAACUGUCACGUGACAGUGUAGGUGGAUAUAAGUGUGAAAUGUUCAGUUUUAUCUGUGGCAUUUAUGUUGAUUUAGAGUUUGAUCUGUUUGAAAUGUACAUAUAAUAGGUCGAAAUGGAAAAUUUGAAUUUUAGUUUUUUAUCAGUUUCUUUCAACAAUGACAACAAAUCUGUAGUAAUAAUAUUAACAAUAUUGAUGACACUUUGAAUUGUCCCAAAAUGAAAAUAUAUGAUAUAUUAACAUAUAAAAUGGCACUCAUUAACCUAUUAGUUGUGUCUGAGAUGUACAUAAUUUUAAUCAGUCCUUAAAAGCAUAUCAGCUCUUCUAUAAUCCAUUUGAGGAAAACAAACCUUUCAAGGGUUGUCACAUCAACAGUUGUGUUUGUGAGCUGCAUGCCUAUAUAGCUGCCCAUUCUGUUUGCUCUGUGAUAUCACACUGCCACAGAGUACACUUUGUUCAGCUGAGUUAAUGCCCAAACUGCACACAUCUUACAGUAUGGAUAUAUAUGCAGAGGGCUCAUCUUAGAACCUCUGUGUUGUUCAUACUAGUAUGCAAAAAGCUUUAGUCCUGUUUCUUGCCAUUUGAUAUCAGUACCAACUUCAUUGACUUAAUUACACAUUCUGAAGAGGAUUUUGUGUGGUCCCAGUAGGGUGAUUCAGAGGAAGAGUUUUGCAGUUAUACUGAUAUGUCUGAGAUUAAUGGCAGUGGUAGUGAAAAUGCAGAUAAAUUGUUUCAUCAUCCAGAUUCUGCCGUAGGAUUUCUGACUCCUAUAAAUCACUCUAUACACAGAAGAGAAAUCUUGGUUGAGGCAGGUGAAGAGGAUGAGGAUGAUGACUGUGAUGAAAGUGAACAAGAGGACCAUGGUAGUGCUGAAGGCUUUGAUCAACCUGAUGUGGGUUUUUUAGCACCCUUAGACAGGAAAAAGGAUUUGUAUCAGAAUCCAAAACCUCAAGAGGGGGCAGUUGUAGAUUUGGAAAAGGAAUGUUGUAGGUCAAUAAGAGAAAAAUUUCCUCUUCCUGCAACUGUUUUGGAAAUACAUCAGACUCUGGAUUCUUUAGUUCUACAUAGAGAAAAUUGGUUACCAGACCUUCGUGAUUUCUUUACCUGUGCCAAGAAUGAAUCGGAGUUUUAUCAUGUAGCAUUAACAUUGGCAGAAAUGCUUGUAGAUGCAGUGCACAAGCUCUCAGUGGAACCCAUGAAAGUUCAUUCCCUUAGACUAAGGCAGAAACCAUUCUCUCCUACUCUUUUCAACUGCUGGCAGAAGCUAGUGGAUGGGUUAGGGUUUAUAUAUGAAGGACCAAAUGCCUAUGUGAAAAUGGAAUAUUGUCAGGUGCAUACAAGAGAGAAACAAAAAAAGAGUGAAGUGAAAGCCUGCUUAGCAUUAAUCUCUGCCAUCACAGAACUUGGUUAUAUGAAUUCAUAUUGUUUGGUGAAGAAAUUUAGCAAGCAACAUGCAGGUUUAUAUAUGGAAUUGGUUAAAAAACUGGACUCUGAAAAAGUUGAACCAACAACAGAUAUCAAAACUUUGUGGAAAUCACAUAAAGAACUGCUGAAAUGCCUUGGAUUUGGUAAAGAAAAACAGAAAGGGAUAUUUUACCACGAGUCUCAGUAUACAGGAAAAAUGCAUGUGGCAUAUUUGAUAUUGCACAGUGUACAUGGUGAACCUAAGGUACUGAGGACUGACUCAAAAAAAGUCAUCAAAGAAACUAGUAUGUAAAGAAAUUUUAACAUUAUUGUGUUAUUUUUAUUUUUCCUGAAAUAAUUUUCUCUAAAAUUGUGAUUACAAUCUGAAGUUUGGGCUGUGUAAUUUUUGACUGAUUUUGUAAGUUACCGAAUAGAAAAUAUUAUUGUUUACUCAUAAGGGAAAACCUGUAUUCAAUUGUGAAUUAUAUAUAUAUAUAUAUAUAUAUAUAUAUAUAUAUAUAUAUAUAUAUAUAUAUAUAUAUAUAGUGAUUUAACCUACACCAGAGUUCACUCAAGUAUGUUAAGUGUUUACUUGUAAUAAAAUACAUGAAUUGCAUUGUAUGCAAAUAAAUUGUUAAUUUUUACCAAUGUCCUAUUGACAGAUUAAAAACUAUGUUAGAAUGUCUCUUAGGGUAAUAGUUAAAACUGAAGGCGUAGAGUUGUACAGUGCUUGAAUUGACAGCUGUUGACUCCAUCUGUGCAUUGUGGAUCAUUUCAGAGCAGGCAUGUAAUAUCGUGUAACUUUUGUGUCAUGAACAUACCAUUACAGAGUUUUGAUCACAUCUGCUGUGUGCUGAUAUGUGUACAUGUAGCAGAUUUUAGAAUAUUUUAUGUGAAAGAUGCAUAUUCUGUAUCUCUUAGUGCAUUGUGUGAUGAGUCUUUCAUCGGCCAAAUGAGAG
Messenger RNA from Lingula anatina, 2711 nucleotides. RefSeq lists its product as uncharacterized. NCBI's taxonomy places the organism in Eukaryota, Metazoa, Brachiopoda, Lingulata, Lingulida, Lingulidae. The record is from RefSeq and is a predicted model, not a curated record.